Molecule: messenger RNA, 1201 nt
Organism: Hydra vulgaris (swiftwater hydra)
Lineage: Eukaryota; Metazoa; Cnidaria; Hydrozoa; Anthoathecata; Hydridae
Product: interferon regulatory factor 2
Biological process (GO): immune system process; regulation of transcription by RNA polymerase II
Cellular component (GO): nucleus
Molecular function (GO): RNA polymerase II cis-regulatory region sequence-specific DNA binding; DNA-binding transcription factor activity, RNA polymerase II-specific
Source: RefSeq, a predicted model, not a curated record
AAAUCCCAGAAGACUCGAAUGGAAAGUGAAACUUUGUAAAAGAUCUAACCAUAAACUUACGCAGAAUUCUUUCACUUUUCAUUUUAUAAGAGAACGAAAGUAACAAAAUAAAAACAGUAUUUUCAUGUCUGGUAAUUCAAGUCCCAAUUUGUUUCGUCAGUCGCUACCAGAAUGGUUGAAAGAACAAAUAGACAGUGGGAAACACAAAGGAGUGUAUUGGAUAGACGAGAAAGCUAAAAUAUUUCAUGUUCCUUGGAAACAUGCUUCUCGAAAUGGUUGGGAAGAUGACGAUGUUUCACUUUUUAAAGCGUGGGCAAUAUAUACUAAUCGUUACAAGGAGGGAGUAGAUAUACCUAAACCUGCAUUAUGGAAAACAAACUUUAGGUGUGCAAUCAACUCACAUAAUUCUAUAACAUUUCUUGCCGAUCAAGGGCAAAGAAAAGGUGAUUCGGCUCACCGUAUCAUGAAAUUAAUUGAUAAUCCUAAAAAAAUAAAUAAAAGACUAUAUUGUAAUAAUUCUCGUUCAGAGUCAGAAAAUCCAAAAAAACAAGUGAGACUAACCUAUCCUCAUGGAAAAACUGAAUCAAAGCAGUUAAUUUCGGCAUCUGUUUGUGAGGAUUGUUUUUCAUUAAAAAAAAGGGUUCAAUUUGGCUUAAAUGCAUUAGAUUUUUCAUCAGAGGAGCAUCCAUAUGCAAUGCUACGAACAAAGUAUCAAGAAAUUAUUGAAUCACAACACCAUGUUUGUAAAGAUAAUGAUUCAGUUCAACUCACAGAUAUGUUGUAUCAAAUUGAAUUAUAUGAAUCUAAAAAAGAAAAUAAAUUUCGCCAACCUAAUAUUCAAGAUCUUUUUUAUAUAGUAAAGGCUUUGCAGCCAACAGAAGAUUCUAGUAAUGAGUUAUCUGGAAAUGUAAAAUCUGAAAUAGAAAAUCUUUCAGACGACAGUACUUAUGAAAGUAUGAAUAAUAGUGAAUCAGUUUUGACAGAGAUUGAAGUGGUUACAAAUGAAGAUGAAUUAGACAUUGUUGUGAAAAAAGAUGAUAACAAGUAUGGCAUAAAAACUUUUAAAAUGGAGGACACAAGUAAUGAUGAAGUUGAAGAGGAUGUUAUACUCCCAAGAAAUAUGUGAUUUAAUUAAAGAUUUGUGUAUUAUUUUUAAUAUUUCUCAUGUUCUUUUUUUCUUCAAAUAUCCAUUUAUUUAUGA